GUGAGAGUGUGUGAGAGUGUGUGAGAGUGUGUGAGAGUGUGUGAGAGUGUGUGAGAGUGUGUGAGAGUGUGUGAGAGUGUGUGAGUGUGUGAGAGAGAGAGUGUGUUGCUAAUAUUUGUCCAUGUGUAAAGAUGAGAUUGGUGUAUUAGCAAUAACAUUCACUAAAUCCUAAAUCGGAAUGCCGUUUUAUGUUUGUCAUGGUACUGCAAUUUCCAUUUAAGUAAAAGUCUCUCGUUUGGAUUUUCCUCCAUCCGGAUUUUUCUGAAUGACAGGGAAACUAAAUCAGCAUCAGUGCUGGAUGAAGACAUGGAGGAGGAGCAGGAAAGGUCCGAAGGGGAUGAUCCACAUGUGAAAAUGAAGUGUUUCAGGGAACCUCACAGCCAAAUUGAAAAAAGGCGGCGGGACAAGAUGAAUAACCUGAUCGACGAGCUGUCGGCCAUGAUUCCCACGUGUAACCCCAUGUCCCGCAAGCUCGACAAACUCACUGUGCUUCGCAUGGCUGUGCAACACCUCAAGUCACUCAAAGGCACAACCAGCUCCUUUGCCGAAGCCAACUACAAGCCUUCAUUCCUUCCUGAUGAUGAACUCAAGCACCUUGUUCUCAGGGCUGCAGAUGGAUUCCUGUUUGUGGUUGGAUGUGACCGGGGGAAGAUAGUCUUUGUUUCAGAGUCUGUUUCAAAGAUUCUGAACUACACUCGGCCAGAGCUGAUUGGCCAGAGUUUGUUUGACUAUGUUCAUCCAAAGGACAUAGGAAAAGUAAAGGAGCAGCUCUCAGCCUCCGAGCUCUACCCACGGGAACGCCUUAUAGACGCCAAAACGGGACUCCAGGUGCAAGCUGAUCUCCCUGUAGGAGCCACCCGUCUGUAUUCAGGAGCUCGCCGCUCUUUUUUUUGCCGAAUGAAGUGCAACAAAGUUGCUGUUAAAGAAGAAAAAGACUUCCAGGCCAGCUCAUCAAAAAAGAAAGAAUCACAGCGUUACUGCACGGUGCACUGUACCGGCUAUAUGCGCACUUGGCCCACCAGUCAGCUCGGAGCAGAGGGUGAGGCCGAGGCCGAUAAGGAGAGCUCCCACUUCAGCUGCCUUGUAGCCGUGGGCCGUGUGCACCCUCAUUCCAUCCCCCAGGCCAACGGAGAGGUCAAGGUCAAGCCCACAGAGUUCAUCACUCGCUGUGCCAUGGAUGGCAAAUUCACAUUUGUAGAUCAACGAGCCACCACCGUACUUGGAUAUCUACCACAGGAGCUGCUAGGCACAUCCUGCUAUGAAUACUUUCAUCAAGACGAUUUGCUCCAUUUAGCAGACCGACACCGAAAAGUUUUGAGAAGUAAAGAGAAGAUUGAGACAAACUGCUACAAGUUCAAAACAAAAUAUGGCUCUUUUGUCACCUUGCGAAGUCAGUGGUUUAGUUUUAUAAAUCCCUGGACCAAAGAAGUAGAAUAUAUAGUGUCAACAAACACGGUCAUGUCUGAUAAGAGCAAUUCCAGUGGAUCAGGGGACAAGUCAGAACAGCCAAUAGAUUCCAAAGCUUUGGAAGAGGAUGCAAAGAAAUCCCUCCCCAUCAUCCCGGGCAUCUCGAAUGCUUCGGGCACUAUGAUUUAUGCUGGAAGUAUCGGAACACAAAUAGCUAAUGAGCUACUGGAUUUUAAUAGGAUGAACUCUUCCCCAUCCAGUGGCAAUGCCAGCCCCUUCAGUGUGCUGCAGGACAAAUCUCCUCUGGUUCUCGCCCAAGCCAGCAGCAAUGUGCCAAAUGGGGAAGUGACAGAAUCGCAUGUGCCCAGCAAGUCAGGCUCGGAGGAUGACUCGCAUAGUGGACCCUAUCCUGGAAGUGAAAAUGUCAUGGAGGGACCAUCUCAGUUGGAUCUAGAAGGGGUCCCAGGUCUAGGAAGUUUAAGCAGUGAUGAGGCCGACAUGGCAGUCAUAAUGAGCCUGCUGGAAACUGACGCCAACCUGGGAGAGGGCAUGAACUUUGAUGAGAUGCGCUGGUCUCUCUAACUUCACAGCUCCAAUGUCUUUCCUUGAGUUUUAUGAUGGUUUUUUUUUUUCUUCUUCUUUUUUUUGUAAAGACAUUUUUAUUCCUUGGUGGAUGUUUUGUUUUUUUUUGUUUUUUAAACAAACCUUGUAUCACUGGGCCCAAGAUCAUCCACAUCAUGUCUCCUGACUAUUUUUAAUCUGUUAGCUUGUUUGUUUGUUUUUUUUUUUUUGUUUUUUUUUUUUUUAUAUUGCUGCAUGAGUCCUCCAUUGAUCCCUCAGUGCAGGAGAAAUAUAUCCAGAGAGCAGCAAGAGACACCGACAGUGUCUCUUGGGUCAAACCUGUUUCUGUUGUCCGCUGUGUAUAUCUUCCAGAAGAAUGAAGAGCAGAAGAGUCUGCAUGUAAAGAACCAGCAUACCUUAAGCAAUGACCAGAUUUUUAUUGGUCUUCAGCUGUGAGGACAAUAAUCAGCUGUUUUCCAAUGCUGAGAGAAGCCUGUCUCUGUCAAGCCAUAACACAUGUUCCUAAAUAGUUUGCUUUUAAUUCAUUAAACUUGUUGGUUUUUAGGAAGGGAAAAAAAAGAAACAUUUUACAGAAUACCUACAUUCUUAAAGUAAUGAAACCUGAGAGAUAUUAGUUAUUCUCUUGGCCAGAAGGGAUCUUUUAAACCCAGGCUUGUGGUCAUUUGUCAAACAGUAUGUUCUGAGAGAUCUGAAUCAUACAGAAGCCCUGAAAUGCAAGUUGUAAAAAAAAAUAUUGAAGAGCCAUGUCAAUAUUUAGACACAUCUCAUUAUUUUGACUUAAUGAAUCAUAAUUUUAACAUAUUAACAUCUUGUUUAUGUUUCACAACCCCACCCCAAAAUCUAUCAAUUAAAUUCAUUUAAUGAAUAUCAUACAACAGUUAGUUCUGGUCCGCUAAUUUGGCGAGCGGCAUUCCAAGUCCUGAUGUUUAGUAUAAGCACAACAGUAGAAUAUUUCCACUGUUUGUAUCACUCCGCUUGUCUGAAAUUCCCUGAACUCAACUAAUCAAAUCGGUUGCAUUGACAAUUAUGGAAUUUCUGUCAGAGUCAAAAUAAUAAGAUAUUCGUUUAGAAUCAUGACACGGCAAGUUCACGUUUUAUUUUUUUUCCACAGCUCGUGGUUCAGGGCUUCUGAGGAAUUGGGGCGUGGGGCUUGAACUAUUUUUGGUCUCGAAAUGAUUUAGUUUGUGUUUCAUUUGACCAUGAUUCAUAUCUGCACAGUUCUCAGUGAUGCUUUGAUAUUACAACAUCCUUUUUCAGGAAGUAUUCUCUGAUAAGCUAUACGUCACCAUAAAGCAUUGAAAACAUUGUCCAAUAUUAUCCAGAUGAAUCCAGAAUACUCAGGGAGCAACUGGCUGGGAAGUUAAUUUUUUUUUUUCACCCAUCUUGUGCAAUUUUUCCAUAUUUGCAUGUUUCCACUGGCACACCAGGUUGGUGUAUAGAUUUUCUUUUAUCAGUCAAACAUUUGCUAAUCAUUGCUUUUUGCUGUGAAAAUCACUCCCAGGAAUCUUUUAUUGCAGAGAAAACUCUUCGUAGGAUGAAAGCACAUUAUAAACCUCAAGAUGCACAGUUUCUUCUUGACCCUCCGAGCUUUCCAACAUUGCUCCCUUUUGGACACACUGAAUUUUUAGACACUUUAAUGUGAAUCUUGAGCAGAUUAAGCUAUACCAUAUGUGAGAAGCUGAUUAUUUGAAGUAGCCAAAUUCGUUGGCUGUUAGGCCUGUCAAGUUUGGUUUGAUAGAAACAAUUUAGAAAAAUCUUCUUUUCAGGUAUUGAUGGUGACGUAUUUAAAAAAAAAAAAAAAAAAACAGCUGUUCAGAUUAUAUAUAAUAUAAAUUGUAAGAGUCUAAUGGCCUUAUUUAACCGCAUUUGUUUGGUUCGGUGUACUGACAUACCAAAGUUGUUUAAUCUGACAGGAUACCGCAGUGUUCUUGACUGCGGCGCAUCAUUAAUACACUAAAGCCGUUCCCUGUUACUGUUUUAUCAGUAGUUGUUUUGAACAGAUUGUACAAAAUAUCCUCAUUCAUAUUGAACAUUUAGAUAGGCCACCUAGACUAGUACUUAUUAAGGUAUUGUUCCACUUCCACUGUAAGGUUACAUGGCCACUGUAGGUUCUCCUACUGUAUUGUCCAUUUCCCCCCCCAUGCCUGACUUUUUAAGACACGGACUGAUGAACAUCAAGGAACAACUUGUGAUAUUUAGUGGAAUAUGGAGACUUACUGUGAUGGUCAGUGAGGGUUUGGUUUGGCCAGUUGGGGCCUUAAGCGCAGCUGUUCUCUCGACCCACACGAACAAGCAGUGAGCUGUGACAGAUGUGCCAUACAUGAACGGCAAAAAUGUAUUUGUCUUUUGAGUUGCUGUUUUUUCUUAGUAUCUAUGUACUGUAUGCAUUCACCCCUUAGCAUAGGGUCAUUGUCCUUCAGUGUAAAUAUGUGCUAUAUGCACUGGCACUAAGCAAAACAAAUGAGUACUGUAUUUAGUUUAGAACCACAGCCAUUACACCUUCUACUACUUCAGUCCUAGUUUCAGUUAUAUUGAAAUAGCCUGCAUAGAAAUAUGCUAGAUAUAUGUUGUUGAUCUUCUAGUGUUAUUCAUGCAUGCUGGCCUUUUUGUGUAACUGUUCAUUUUGUUUGUGUGUGUGUGGUGGUGUUUUUUGUUGUUGUUUUGUUUGUUUUUUUAAUGAAUUUUUGUUAGUAUUGGAUAAAGGUAAUUUUUUGCCUUAUGUCAUGGACCAGAAAUUUGUCGUUCUGAUGUUUUCCCUUGCUUAUGUCUUGGAGCGUGGUGAUUAGUUCACUGUUCGACUGGGGACACUCGUAGUUUCUCCAGUUCCUCCUUCCAUGAACUGUUUGUGAGGGGAAUGUGGUUGGACGUGGGAUAUGCAUCACUGUACGAGCCUCCAAAAAAGAAAAGAAGAGGAUUUCAUCAAGACCACAUUCAAAACAUUGUCUUCAUCUUCCUGUGUUUUAUAAGACACGAGUGUUUGAUGCCAUGGCUGCUGCUGUGAACAGGCCUGGUUCAUGACAGAGAAGCUGUCUCUAUCUAGGCUAUCCUGUACAAAAUGACUCUUAAAUAAAUAUUAGGUUCAUUUACAUUUGAA
Ictalurus punctatus (channel catfish) is the source of this 5083-nucleotide messenger RNA. RefSeq names its product basic helix-loop-helix ARNT like 2 (gene bmal2). Lineage: Eukaryota; Metazoa; Chordata; Actinopteri; Siluriformes; Ictaluridae. Gene Ontology annotation, molecular function: RNA polymerase II cis-regulatory region sequence-specific DNA binding; DNA-binding transcription factor activity, RNA polymerase II-specific; protein dimerization activity. Bases 307 to 1989 code for a protein of 560 amino acids. Gene Ontology annotation, cellular component: nucleus; aryl hydrocarbon receptor complex; cytoplasm. The transcript is spliced from 16 exons. Gene Ontology annotation, biological process: regulation of transcription by RNA polymerase II. The record is from RefSeq and is a predicted model, not a curated record.